Anoplophora glabripennis (Asian longhorned beetle) is the source of this 630-nucleotide messenger RNA. RefSeq lists its product as uncharacterized. The transcript is spliced from 5 exons. Bases 1 to 630 code for a protein of 209 amino acids. The record is from RefSeq and is a predicted model, not a curated record. NCBI's taxonomy places the organism in Eukaryota, Metazoa, Arthropoda, Insecta, Coleoptera, Cerambycidae.
AUGGAUUCAGAAGAGAAAAAAAUACGUUGUCAGUAUACUACUACAUACAGAAAAGAUUUUAUUAAACGAAAACUGAAAGAGUACCCAAAUUUAAAAGUAGAACAAGAGUUUAAGGAUCCUAUGGGUCACGCUUUUGAAACAUAUUUGGAAAUUGAUAAAAAAGAAUUGAAACCUCCAGUUGAGGAUGUGGAUGUUUAUGUAGAGCGAGUAAAAGAUGAUCGGAAGAAAAUUGGUAAAAAGUAUUUUGAACAGCCUCUUGAUCAUAAGGUAAUAACAUGGGAUAAAAUAUUAAAUGGGAAAUCGGUAUAUCAAGUUGAGUAUUGUGAUGUAGAAGGAGACAUGUUGAGAAAAAUGGCCAAAUUGGAGAAAUUAGCUCAUCGCUUGCCGGAUGGGUGGGUAUUUCCUUUGACAACUCAAAAAUACGAUUUUAGAGAUCCCUCUUCACUUACGGAAUGUGGUUUAGAUCGGCCAUCCCCAAUAAAGCCCGUCGAUAAUAUUGUGCCAGAUGAAAAAUUAAAUGAGAUAAUGAAGCUACGUAAAAUCGAUAGUGAAUAUAAUACUGUAAUCGGUAAGUUAGGAAGAUUUAUAGUCGAGAAUGAAAUGCAUGGGAAAAUCGACAAAGUUGAGUAA